GUCUAAAGUCCAAACGCUGAGAGCUUUUGUCAGCCAGAGACUAAAUGCGGCUGCUGAAGAGAUAUUUGAGCUGUUUGAAAGAACGAUAGCAGAGUACGAAGAGGAACUUUGUGGACAACGCAAACUACUGGACGCUGUUUUCCAGCCUGAAGUCCGGCUGCACAGAGCAGACGUCCAGCUGCUGUUGAUGAGAAAAGAAGAGGAUCCCCCUCAGCAGCAGGAGUGGAGCCCCAGUCUGGACCAGGAGGACCCACCAGAACCCCCACACAUUAAAGAGGAACAGGAGGAACUCUGGACCAGUCAGGAGGGAGAGCAGCUUCGAGGGCUGGAGGAGGCCGAUACCAACAAGUUCACAUUCGCUCCUGUCUCUGUGAAGAGUGAAGAGAAACCUCAGUCCUCGCAGCUUCAUCAAACACUAAGUGAACAGAUGAAAACAGAAGCUAAUGGAGAGGACUGUGGAGGACCAGAAUCAGCCAGGAACUUAGAUCCAGAUAGUCGUUUACAACCAGAUACUCAUAACAAGACUUCAGACUCCUCUGAACCUGAGACUGAUGACAGUUGUGAUUGGGAGGAGACCAGAGAACCUCAGUCAGGUUUAAACCCUCUGCAAAAUAAAAGUGGAUGUAACACUGGUGAGAAAUCAUUUAGCUGCUCUGAGUGUGGUAGACGAUUCAGCCAAAACUCAAGUCUGAAGAGACACAAGAGAACUCACACAGGAGAGAAACCAUUUAGUUGUUCUGUCUGUGGUAAAAGGUUUGCACAAAGCUCACAUUUGACCACACACUUAAGAGUUCAUACAGGAGAAAAACCUUUCAGCUGCUCAGUUUGUAAAGGAAGUUUCAGUCUCAGAAGCAAUUUGUCCACACACAUGAGAAUCCACACAGGAGAGAAACCAUUUAGUUGUUCAGUUUGUGGUAAAAGAUACCCCGGGAAGAAUUCCUUAAAUACUCAUAUGAGACUUCAUUCAGAAGGAAAACGUUUCAGCUGCUCAGUUUGUAAAAAAACAUUUCCAUGGAGAGGAGAUGUUGUGGUGCACAUGAGAAUCCACACAGGGGAGAAACCCUUCAGUUGUUCUGUCUGUGGUAAAAGAUUUGCACAAUGCUCAAAUUUGACCUCACAUUUACGAGUUAUACAUACAGGAGAAAAACCUUUCACAUGCUCAGUUUGUAAAGCAAGUUUCAGUCUCAGAAGCAAUUUGUCCAAACACAUGAGAAUCCACACUGGGGAGAAACCGUUUAGGUGUUCAGUUUGUGAUAAAAGUUUCAAACUGCUUCAUACAUUAAAAAACCAUAAGUGUGCUGGUGAGAGCAGCGAAAGUAAAUGAAUGAAUCCUUCUAGCAGGAUUGAAGUACUGGGGGCAAGACUUGGCUCAACACUGAUCAGUUCAAAACUGUGAUACAGACUCCAAAAUAAGUCGUGCUUCAUCUUUUCAGCAAACCCCGGGAUUCCACCGGCCACGGCUAUAUAAAGUUGUCUGCCAGCUGGUUUUGUUCUGUACUCUAAGCGGCUUCAUACCCCACCAGGAGCGUUUCACAAGCAGAGCGGUUUGCCUGCCUGAUGUUGUUGACUUGUUCAUUUGACUAUUUUUUCCUUUAUUUUUGUGCUUCUACCGUGGGUAAGUAGGCUAUGUAGUUAAAUGGUUUCUAUUUGUGUCUGUUUUAGGUAUUUUUUGUUGAUAUUUGACCGGGACUCUGCACAGGAUGUUUUUAUUUUGAAAAUUGACCAAAUUCUCUAUGCCGUUUCUGUGUCUGACUUCCUGCCCGGUUCAUCUGCUCUGUGGAGCUUCACGUGGUUUCUGUCAAAAAUAGACUCGCCGCUUACUCACCGCAAAGAGAGCUGCGGCUCGUCUUGUGGGAUUACAAGCAUUGUCUAGAAUGGCUGCGAUCUGCUGCAUCGCAGCCGUAACGCGACACACCCGUGCCCGGUGGAAUUACUGGGUUAGAUGAAGCCACGUGAUCAUUUUAAUUCUCUUUUUAUUUGUGUCUACGUUAUUUGGCCGUUUUCUGGGAAUUGUGCUUUUUGGUAUUCCAUGUAUUCAUUGAUUUAAAAGUGAUUCACUUGUCUAAAAGUAUUCCAUGUCGCCUAUACAGCGCUAUGGUCAACAUGUGUUGUUUUAAAAUGUGAUUUAUAAAUUAAAUAACUAGACUUACCAACCAACUUCAGGAGCAGCUCAUUGAGAUAAGGAGCUGACAAGUCUGGGAUCUGGAUCUGGAGAUGUGGGUUGACAUCCCUGUUGGAAAAGAAACCCAUCUGUUAGUGAAGUGGAACUGAUGUGGUCGUUCGUGACUCCUGUGAGACGAUCAGCAGUAACUAAAGACUGGUGUUACACAGUCAUUGAUCUGAAUGAGAUAAUAGCAUCACAUGCUAGCUCCUACACUAGAUAACAGACAAUGUAUCAAGUAUCCUAUCAGUAAUAAGUAGGAAUAAUAAAAAAAUAUGAAAUAUC
Molecule: messenger RNA, 2446 nt
Organism: Siniperca chuatsi (mandarin fish)
Lineage: Eukaryota; Metazoa; Chordata; Actinopteri; Centrarchiformes; Sinipercidae
Product: gastrula zinc finger protein XlCGF17.1-like
Exons: 2
Coding region: 188-1324 (378 amino acids)
Biological process (GO): regulation of immune system process; negative regulation of transcription by RNA polymerase II; regulation of cytokine production
Source: RefSeq, a predicted model, not a curated record